GGAGAAUUUCUUGGAGAAGAAAAUCAGCUUGGACGUUGAUCAUCGCCUGGCGAUCGUGACUCGAAUUGUGAACUGCGAAUUGUGACAGUCGUCAUUUCCGACUGUUGGCGUCUGUAUUGCGUUUUCAGAAUGGAUGGGCCGGCAGUGCUGUCGAUGCCGCCGCUGACAUCUUCGCAAAAAUCGGCACAGUCACCGCAACCGCAAUCCCAUCCAAAACAGAAUCAGGUGGGUACCGUGUCGCUUUAUGGGAUACACAUCGUGUCGCUGGUGAUCGAGGGCCAGGAGAGGCUGUGCCUCGCACAGAUCAGCAAUACUCUGCUAAAGCAGUUCAGCUACAACGAGAUCCAUAAUCGCCGAGUGGCAUUGGGUAUCACCUGCGUGCAGUGCACGCCGGUGCAACUGGAGAUACUUCGUCGUGCCGGCGCGAUGCCGGUAUCCUCGCGUAGAUGCGGCAUGAUCACUCGUAGAGAGGCGGAACGACUCUGCAAGUCCUUCCUCGGCGACAACGCACCCCCCAGAUUACCCGAGGACUUCGCGUUCUCCGUUCACCACGAGUGCGCCUGGGGCUGCCGCGGCGCAUUUCUGCCCGCCCGUUACAACAGCUCACGCGCCAAGUGCAUCAAGUGCACGUAUUGCGGCCUGUUCUUCUCGCCGAAUAAAUUCAUCUUCCACUCGCACCGUAUCGGCCCGUCCGACAAGUAUGUACAACCGGACGCGGCCAACUUUAACUCCUGGCGCCGUCACAUGAAGCUGUCCGGCAGCCCGCCAGACGAGGUGGUCCACGCCUGGGAGGACGUCAAAGCGAUGUUCAACGGUGGUACCAGGAAACGUUUGCUGGGCAACGCGAAUAGCCCUCGGGAAUCGCCGAGCCCGGCCAAGCAGCCCAGAUCAUCGCCGAACUCAGCCGUCCAGAUUUCCACCCUGGUGCCGACACCGGCGCAUCCCCGCGUACCACCAUUCCCGGAACUACCCCUACCGCUGUCCCGUAAUCUCGUCAUGGAUUAUGUGUGGCAUCAGCAUCAGCAGGCGGCUGCGGUCGCCGCGGCUAAGACACCGGGCCCGUUCGCCUUCCCGCCCUACGCACUGCCCUGGUUGACCAAGCGGAGUCCUAUCCUGUUUCCCGGACCGCUACCGCCGCCCAUAAGCGGUUCCAGCCCCACGGAACCUUUGAUUCCAACCGUCAAUCCAACUUUACAUCAGUCUGCAUUCCGUCCGGUGAUUCGGGGACCACCCAUUGUCGAGCCGGCGGUCAUCCCGGAGCGACCAACAGACGUCAGCCAGAAGGAGGAUAACUCCGACGAUGAGGUCGACAUCGAGACGACGGAGGACGACCCGGUGACCCCGCUCAACGCGAGUCUUCAGAAUCUUCACUCGGCCUCGAAUUCCGCCAUGAGUAGCCACAGCGGACGGAGUACGUCGCCGCAGUGCUGGAGUCCUCCCCGAGAAACGGAACGGGAGGCUGAAAAGAUUGCCGAAGAAACCGCGGCUCUACGUGACGUGAAGACGGAAUUGCCGCCGGCGAGAAGUCCCGAGAGCUGGCACGGCAACGCUUACUAUCGACAUCUCAAUGUUCUGAAGGGGAACGAGCCGGGAGCGGAAAGGGCGGGUUCCGAUUGCUCGGCUUGCCGUCCUACGCGCGGUAUAUUUUACGGCCAAGUCCACAGUCCGUCCGCGCCGACCAAUUAAUCGAGCUGGCUGGCUGGAUUAAUCGACACGCAGGAGCAGCAGUGCACGAAGAGGAGGAGGAGGAGGAAGAAAAGGUGACGGAGGAGAUGAAGGAUGUGCAUUUAAUCCGAACCGUUCCGUAAGCUUGCGAUACGUCCGUUGCCUUAAAGCGCACUCGUCGGAUCUCUUUAUUCUCGAAUUUAAGGGCUCGACGCACAACAAUGAUUUGACAUGCUUUCUUAAAAAACUUGAGAAAAUUAAUCUUAAAAUUGACAAAAUUACUGAAUUCAAAAAUUAAUCAAAAUUGAAGAAAUUUAAAUUAUUUUAUUGAUUAAAAUUAACAAUUAAUUUGUAUUCAAUUUUCGAUGAAUAUAUUAAGUUUAAAUUUACUUUAGAUUAGUUUUCUCAAUUUUUUAGAAAGAUCCGUUUAAAACAUAGUGUUGCACCGAACCCUUUAAAUUUGUAACUCGCUAUACGUUACGCGGCAUCGCUGAAACGGGAGCCCAGUUUUGUAAUCGUAAGGCUCUUAUUUGCCCAAGAUGUGGACCCAUUACUAGCAAAUGUUAGGUAAUAUUUCGUCUCACGCGUUUUUUGUGAUAUCGGCAUAGAAGCAGACAUCAAUUUUAUCGCGUCGUCAAGUCGGCGACCUCUUGUCACGUCCGGUAAUGGAUCUCGACUUGGAAAGACAACAGCUCGUUUUAGCAGGACGUUUACGCGUCUCGCGUCCUUUUACGGCGAACAGAUCGAUCGAAUCGAGAAGUUUUGCGAGCACUCGUUGUGAACAUAGAGCGACUCUAGAAUAACGUUCGCUGGAGAUCAUUCUAUUGCGUCAUAUAUAGAUAGAACGGGAAAGGAAAUCGCGAAUCAUGAUAUUUAUGAAUCUCCAAGCGGAUUUUUGUUAAUCUAGUCUCAUGUUAAACGCCAAUUGCUAUCAUUUUCUAGCGCAAUUCGCAAAAAGCUAUAAGUAUAACAUGCUCCCACAUCUGUAAGGCAAAAAUAUGGAUAAAGAUAAACGUGUCUUUUACAUAACAUGAAAAUGAUAGUUGAAAUGAUUUAUAUUUUACAAUUAAUUCUUUGAUUAUUUUCUCUGGUAAUAAAAUCAAUAAUAGAUUUAAAAAAAAACAUUUUUAACGCUUUUGAAUUUUUGUCUAAAUAAAAUGUAUUCAUUACGCGAUUCCUUCAUGAAUUUUUAUUGCUUUCUUUUGUUAAAUUGAGUGCGAUUGUAAAAAUAAAUCAAUACCAUAUUAGAGAUUUUUCAUAAUAAGAUUAUUAUAUAAAUAUUAAAAAAAACGACAAUUAUUAUU
Messenger RNA from Formica exsecta, 2969 nucleotides. It is a transcript of the gene fuss, whose product is annotated as SKI family transcriptional corepressor 2. The record is from RefSeq and is a predicted model, not a curated record. Gene Ontology annotation, cellular component: transcription regulator complex; nucleus. The coding region runs from base 130 to 1686 and encodes 518 amino acids. NCBI's taxonomy places the organism in Eukaryota, Metazoa, Arthropoda, Insecta, Hymenoptera, Formicidae. The transcript is spliced from 7 exons. Gene Ontology annotation, molecular function: RNA polymerase II cis-regulatory region sequence-specific DNA binding; DNA-binding transcription factor activity, RNA polymerase II-specific; SMAD binding. Gene Ontology annotation, biological process: negative regulation of transcription by RNA polymerase II; negative regulation of BMP signaling pathway.